Messenger RNA from Acanthosepion pharaonis, 453 nucleotides. The record is from the annotation of a GenBank genome assembly. NCBI's taxonomy places the organism in Eukaryota, Metazoa, Mollusca, Cephalopoda, Sepiida, Sepiidae.
AUGUUUACACCUCCAUCACUUUGUAUGUUUACACCUCCAUCACCUUGUAUGUUUACAUCUCCAUCCCCUUGUAUGUUUACACCUCUAUCCCCUUGUAUGUUUACACCUCCAUCACCUUGUAGGUUUACACCUCCAUCACCUUGUAUGUUUACACAUCCAUCCUCUGGUAUGUUUACACCUCCAUCCCCUUGUAUGUUUACACCUCCAUCCCUUUGUAUGUUUACACCUCAAUCACCUUGUAUGUUUACACCUCCAUCCUUUUGUAUGUUUACACCUCCAUCCUUUUGUAUGUUUACACCUCCAUCACUUUGUAUGUUUACACCUCCAUCCUUUUGUAUGUUUACAACUACAUCACCUUGUAUGUUUACACCUCCAUCCUUUUGUAUGUUUACAACUACAUCACCUUGUAUGUUUACACCUCCAUCCCCUUGUAUGUUUACACCUCCACGAUAG